This is a messenger RNA of Phoenix dactylifera (date palm), 1805 nucleotides long. RefSeq names its product ATP-dependent zinc metalloprotease. Gene Ontology annotation, molecular function: ATP binding; metalloendopeptidase activity; ATP-dependent peptidase activity. The record is from RefSeq and is a predicted model, not a curated record. NCBI's taxonomy places the organism in Eukaryota, Viridiplantae, Streptophyta, Magnoliopsida, Arecales, Arecaceae. Gene Ontology annotation, biological process: proteolysis.
UGUUUUUUGGGGUUUUACCGUCCAUGGCUUCUCCACUCUUCUCUUCCCUCUCCCCAGCCCUCCCCUGUGCCGCUCUCCUUAAACCCCCCAAAUCCCCGCCCUUCUCCCUCCCAAUUCGAAGGAUUUCCCUUCGAAGAACCCUAAAUCCGCCCUCCAUCAAAGCCCUCAAGGAAUGGGCGGAGUACGAGGACGCCGUGCGUGAGAAGGACCUCGCUCGGGCUCUUCGCUUCCUCAAAUCCAUGGAAUCUUUCCCAACCCAGUCCUCUUCCUUGUCUCCUUCUCCUCCUCCUCCUUACAUGGAUUCCGUUGCUUCUUCGAUUCCUUCGGAGUUGUACUCUCGGGAGUUGCUGAGGCCGGAGAGGGACUGGGAGGUGCUUGAUACUUGCUUGAAUGCUGAUGAUAUGAGGCUCGUCGGGAGCGCCUAUGACUUCCUCCAGGCACGGGGAUUUCUUCCGAGUUUCGGUAAAUUCAGGAACAUUGUUUUAGAGGGGCCAAGAGAUGUAACUCCAACAGUUCUAAAGGAAUCAACUGGUUUGGAAGCCUUGAAGCUUGCACCAAAGAAGUGGGGUCUUUCUGGAAGCUCCAGACUUGUGUUGAUUGCUUGCCUUGGAGGUGUAUCUUUUCUGCUCUCUCAGGGAAUAGACAUACGACCUAACUUAGCAGCCAUGUUGGCAUUAGCAAUGUUAGAUGCAAUUUUUCUAGGUGGCAGCUGUCUUGCUCAAAUCUUAUGCUUUUGGCCUCCGUAUAAGCGGCGCGUUCUUGUUCAUGAAGCAGGGCAUCUUCUCGUUGCUUAUCUUAUGGGUUGUCCAAUUCGAGGUGUGAUUUUGGAUCCCUUCGUGGCACUGCAGAUGGGCAUUCAGGGCCAGGCAGGAACUCAGUUUUGGGAUGAGAAGUUGGAAAAUGAGCUCACAGAGGGCCGUCUUAGUAGCACUGCUUUUGACAGGUACUGCAUGGUGCUUUUUGCUGGUAUUGCAGCUGAAGCUCUUGUUUAUGGAGAGGCAGAAGGUGGAGAAAAUGAUGAAAAUUUAUUCAGAAGUGUUUGUGUUCUCUUACAACCUCCAUUGAAUAUUGCGCAGAUGUCAAAUCGUGCACGCUGGUCUGUUAUGCAAUCCUACAAUCUUCUGAAGUGGCAUAAACAUGCACACAGAGCUGCUGUUAAAGCUUUAGAGAAUGGCCACAGCCUUAGUGUAGUCAUCAGGAGGAUUGAAGAAGCAAUGUCUUCCACUAGCUGAUGCAGUGCAGGAUAAGAGCACUGGAUCAUUUUUUGUUGCAACAUUUUUGCAGUGUGACAACUAGUGAUACUUCAAUUGGCUCCGAAUAUAAUGAGCUGACUUGCUGGGGUAUGUGAAGACGAUAGGACUGAUAGCAACCGGGAUGGAGAGGAUACUGAACAAUUAUUUUAAGAAAAAUGUAAGUUUUGGAAAGGAUAUAACCAUCAGUGACAGUCUAGUCUACUAUGGUGCAUUCUCAUGUUACUGAACUUCCAUAUGACAAGCUCCGACAUGAUUCAACUUGGACGAUGAGUUAAGAAGAUUAUAUUGGAAAAAGAAACAGAAGAUCACAUGCAUUUGUGUCACCAAUCAAAGAGGUUCACUUGCUAACUUCAUGAUUCUGCAUUCUUACAUGCAAUAAAUUGUGUAGCUAUACUAUCAAUAUAUAGUACAAAUGAAGCAGUCCAGUGGAAGAUCUAGUUGGUGGUUGUUGUAACUAUCAGAAACAGAAUCUACUUGCUUCCUGCUCUCUGCUGGACUACCGGACUUAUUUGAAACGUGUUAAUACAGUUAUAUUUGUCUUCUUUUUGCUGA